AUGGAUCCUACACGAGCUUUUGUCAAAAGUGUCAAGCGAGUAGUCGUCAAGGUUGGAACAUCCGUGGUGACUCGCAAUGAUGGAAGAUUAGCAUUGGGAAGACUUGGAGCACUAUGCGAGCAGCUUAAAGAGCUGAUUGAUAAGGAUUAUGAGGUUAUAUUGGUGACUUCAGGAGCAGUUGGUCUUGGCCGACAAAGACUAAGAUAUCGCAGAUUGGUCAAUAGCAGCUUUUCGGAUCUUCAAAAUCCACAAGGAGGUUUUGAUGGGAAAGCAUGUGCAGCGGUUGGGCAGAGUAGUCUCAUGGCUCUCUACGAUACGAUGUUUAGUCAGCUUGAUGUAACUUCGUCCCAACUUCUUGUGAAUGAUGUGUUUUUUAGGGACGCAGCUUUCAGAAAGCAAUUGUCUGACACUGUGAGCUCAUUAUUAGAUUUAAGGGUUAUCCCCAUUUUCAACGAAAAUGAUGCAAUUAGUACUAGGAAGGCACCCUGUGAGGAUUCUGCUGGUAUCUUCUGGGACAAUGACAGUUUGGCAGGUCUAUUGGCUGUAGAACUUAAAGCUGACCUCCUUGUUCUAUUGAGUGAUGUUGAGGGUCUUUAUAGUGGCCCUCCAUGUCACCCAAAGUCCAAGUUAAUUCACACAUAUGUACAAGAAAAGCAUGAAACUGAAAUCAGGUUUGGAGAAAAGUCAAGAUAUGGAAGAGGGGGUAUGACUGCGAAAGUUAACGCUGCUGUUUGUGCUGCUUUUGCUGGCACACCUGUGAUUAUUACUAGUGGCUUUGCUACAGACAGCAUCAAAAGAGUUCUACGAGGAGAAAGAAUUGGUACUGUCUUUCAUAAAGAUGCUCAUUUGUGGACCAGUAUAAAGGAAGUUAGUGCUCAUGAAAUGGCAGUUGCAGCACGUGAUAGUUCUAGACGACUUCAGGCUCUAAAUUCUGAAGAAAGGAGCAAAAUAUUGCUGGCAAUAGCUGAUGCAUUAGAGAACAAUGAAAAUAUAAUACGGCUUGAAAACGGAGCUGAUGUUGCUGAUGCGGAGGAGAUCGGAUAUGAGAAACCACUCAUAUCACCUUUAACCCUGACACCUGAGAAGAUCUCUAGCCUUGUAAAGUCUGUUCGCAUGCUGGCUGACGUGGAAGAACCCAUUGGUCAGAUUUUAAAGAGAACUGAGCUAGCAGACAAACUCGUCUUGGAAAAAAUAUCAUGUCCUUUGGGUGUCCUCCUGGUUAUAUUUGAAUCUCGACCAGAUGUCCUUGUUCAGAUGGCUGCAUUGGCAAUUCGAAGUGGAAAUGGUUUACUGCUUAAAGGAGGAAAGGAAGCCAAACGAUCAAAUACAAUCUUACACAAGGUUAUUACUUCAGCUAUUCCAGAUACAGUGGGUGACACUCUCAUUGGGCUUGUGACAUCAAGGGAAGACAUUCCAGAUCUGCUCAAGGCAAAUCUAUUGGUCCCUAGAGGCAAUAAUAAGCUUGUUUCUCAAAUCAAGGAUGGAACAAAGAUUCCUGUUCUUGGUCACGCUGAUGGAAUAUGUCAUGUAUAUGUAGACAAAUCGGCUAAUAUGGAUAUGGCAAAGCAGAUUAUUAGCGAUGCAAAGACUGAUUACCCUGCGGCUUGCAAUGCAAUGGAAACCCUUCUUGUACACGUUGAUCUGUCAAGGAAUGGUGGACUACAUGAACUUGUUUCUGAACUACGACGCCAAGGCGUUCAACUAUAUGGUGGACCAAGAGCCAGUUCCUCGUUGAAUAUUGCUGAAACACACUCUUACCAUACGAAGUAUAGCUCACUGGCCUGUACAGUUGAAAUUGUAGAUGAUGUAUUUGCUGCCAUUGACCACAUACAUCAACAUGGAAGCGCUCAUACUGAAUGCAUCGUUGCAGAAGACUAUGAAGUUGCUGAAGCUUUCUUAAGUCAGGUCGACAGUGCUGCUGUAUUCCACAAUGCAAGUACAAGGUUUUGUGAUGGAGCUCGCUUUGGCUUUGGUACAGAGGUUGGAAUAAGCACAAGUCGUAUUCAUGCCAGAGGUCCUGUCGGAGUUGAAGGGUUGUUAACAAAUAGAUGUCCUUAA
This is a messenger RNA of Sphenostylis stenocarpa, 2058 nucleotides long. The record is from the annotation of a GenBank genome assembly. Lineage: Eukaryota; Viridiplantae; Streptophyta; Magnoliopsida; Fabales; Fabaceae.